GAAUAAAAAUGUUCUUUUUUAGAUUUAGGACCAUAAAACUAGUAAAAGAUAAAAUUUUAUUAAAAACUUAAGCCUAAAAUUAAUUCAGAAAUGUAAUAUUUUUAGAAUCAAUGCUAUACAAGUUGCAGAUCCAGAGAACUUGAAAAUAAUUUGUUGAGUUUAAGGCUACAUUUCUAUUUAUUUUCAUCAAGCCUAAGUUAUAACCCGAUGUUUCACUUUCGUAAGACAAACAUUGAUUGGCUGUAAAGGAACUCCGUGAUCGAUUUCUGACAGCCCCACUUUAUAGUUAUUUUGUUUACAAAACUUUGCAGAUCAAAUUUUUAAAUAACUAUGCAAAUUUAAACACCAUGACCUAUUGUUUCUAUUUUUAGCUUACAAUGUGUACAAUAAAACUUAUGUCGGCCAUUGUUUAUGUCGCCAUUACACGUGAAAACCAAAUUGUUUUUUCUUUUUUUUUAAUUUUUAUUUAGUUACCGAAAAUAUUAAAAACAUCAAAUACAUCCAAUCUUUAGUUAAGUCCGAAAAAAACCAGACAGACAGGAUUUUAUAACCAUAUUAAUUGUAACUACGCCGUGCAAGAUUUUAAAAUGAAUUUAUACACCUCUCAAAUACCUUUGAGACUUUUCUCGCUGGUGUCCAUUUAAGACUAGGCUAGGGAAGAUUUCCGGUUAUUAGACUAGAAUUUAGAAUCUAGUUUUCUAGCUUUUAAAAAAAACGAAUGCAUGGCGUAUUAAUAAGACAGUUAAAUAUUAUUAUUGAUUCCAAUAAUUAAACCACAAUGGAGUUACCUGUUCUGACAUUGAUGCUACUGUUAUUCAUCCACUUCAGUAAAGCAAGUGAUUAUAAAGAAAUCUAUUUAAAUUCUUAUGCUAAUUGUGGUCAAACAUACAUUGUGGGUCCACAUAAGGGAAUGCUAAUCAAAACAGAUGUCAGCCCUACAACAACUACAAAUUCUUUUCGGGACUGUCAGGUUACAUUUCGGUCUGAAGAGGAUGAUGGAAAAUUAUGUGUGGUACAAUAUGCUCGCUUGAAUGAAAUAAGAGACUCCAACGUUGAAUUUGUGGUAAAAGAUGGUAUCAGUGAUGAAGGUAAAAAAAUUUUCACCCUGGCGUACUAUCCUAAUGCUUGGCGGGAUCGUGAAUACUGCACCACAUCUCCCUAUAUUUAUAUGUACCUGCGCAAGUUGAAUAAAAACACGAAUGUCAACAUCACACAGGUGUUAAUCAACCUGAAAGUACUCAGUAUUGAUAGUAAAGAAAGAAAACUUUACUUUGAUGAUGAUUAUUGUGACAAAGCUUACAAAUUAUCAAAAAGUGAGGUUACAUUGUAUAAUCGCUCGCCACCUCCUCAAGCCAGUUUUCCGGGGAGGUUUUGUACUAUUGCUUUGGAUAAAGAACCCGAAGAAGAUUCUAGUAUCUGUCUUGUCUACAUACCACUAUCCACCUCUCAUGAGUGCAAGUGGAAGCUAACCGUAACCAAAGAUAAGCUUUUCUCGCAAAAAGAGCACGCCCUAUACGCCUUGAAUUCAACUGACAGCAGUGCCCAGCAAAUGGGGGCUUGGUGUGGGAGCAAUGAAACCCACUGGGCAAUGGCAGUAUUUGAAAGGCUGUCUGAUCAAUGCAAAUCCGAACCUGAACAGAUGUUCAAGUUGAUACUUACAGAUCACGAUGGAUCCAUUGAUGGGUUACUUGACCGUUUUAGAAGUGAGGAGCCUAACAGCAGCCAGAUAACCACCAUAGUGAUAGCAGUAGUAGUUUGUUUGCUUGUUAUAGCUGUAAUAGCCUUGUCAGUGUACCUCUACAUGAAAUAUCGAAGUGAGAAGUAUCAGUCUGUCCAUAACCCCCAAAACAAAGCUAACUGCUAGAGUAAAGUGUUUAACGAACUAACUACAGUAAAAUAUAAGGAGUUAACUCAAAUAUUUUCCUUUUUUUUUUCAAAUUUAUACUUUUACUUUCUCAUGAACA
Molecule: messenger RNA, 1964 nt
Organism: Physella acuta
Lineage: Eukaryota; Metazoa; Mollusca; Gastropoda; Physidae
Source: RefSeq, a predicted model, not a curated record